Symbiodinium pilosum is the source of this 2481-nucleotide messenger RNA. NCBI's taxonomy places the organism in Eukaryota, Dinophyceae, Suessiales, Symbiodiniaceae. The record is from the annotation of a GenBank genome assembly.
AUGACUGCUGAAACCACUAUGUUUCAAUACGCGUGGACGGAUGCUGCAGCCUCAAGUGGAUGGUGGAGCCGACGGUAUACAGCUUCUGCACUGGUCAAGCAGUUGGGACAGGUGUCUCAGGACUGGGGUAUCAAGCUGUACAUCGCGUGCGGCGACGAUGACUUCCUUUGCGAGUGCAGCACGGUUACAGAGGCAGGCAGAUGGCUCAGAGAAACCUUCGCGGGUGAAAUCAAGGCAGAAGACAGGCAGCAGGCUGAGAGUAGCUCGGGCUUCAGCAACUUUCUGUUUUCAACAUGCCGGCCAUCUGUGUCACCUGACGAUGAGUGGGUCCUUGUAGGCCCUGAGCCAUCGGCCUCGAGCUCAGAUCCACAACCUCAAGCUCAAGACCCCGGAGCUGCAGACCAUGUCGAAGGCUCGAAUGACAAGAUGACAGAUCUUGGCGACUGCCUCGAAGCUGUUGACAGUGUAAAGGCACAAUACAUGCACGGCGAUCUCUACAGCCCACUGGCAGUCCAUAACCCCAUGCGGUGGAGCUACCUGAAAAGUGUAGAAGAGGUAGCGGAAGAGCUGGACCAGCAGCCACGCAAACGAAAGCUCCUCCUGCGGGUGGUGUCUUCGAAGCAGAGGCUGCACAAGAUGUUUCAAAGCGCGGCGGGUGCAGCAGCUUGGAUUCGCAAAAGGUUGGUGCGAUCUAAAGAUGCUGCCGAGUUGGACGAGGAACGCCUGUGCAUCAUCUGCCUGACGCAGCCCCGCAACGUGCUGCUCAUGCCCUGCCGCCAUGCUGUGCUAUGCGAGGAAUGCUUGGGGAUCCUCAUGGAGCGCAGGCCCAGUCAAUGUCCAGUCUGCCGGAAGCUCAUUCAGAACCAUGCGCGCGGCCACUUCCUCGAGGACUACGUAGAGCUUGUUCAAGCUGCUGAGGCGCGCAUGGAGCUCUCGCAGCAGCAGGCUUAUGAGGGCAUGUACAACCAUGUUCGUCCGUUGAUGGUGACUGGUGCCCUUCUUGCGUCCGGAGCUGCAGCCUGCUUCGUCGUUGCACCACCACUAGCACCAGCAUUGCUUACCGGCGCCGCGUUGAUCGGCUAUGUGCCCUGGUUUGCCACUACCGUCGCACACUUCGAAAGCCAGGACAUGGAAGUGUCAGCGCUCCAAAACCGCAUCUUCACUCGAGAGGAUCUUUCAAGCCCUCUCGCAUUGGUUACGAAGUCAGCCGUGCUUCUCAUCGCAGUCCCAGUGGCUGGGGUAGUAUUCUUUCUGCCCUAUGGGCUCUAUGCUGGUGUGCUGCGCCCAAUGACGCGGUGGACGCUUCAAGGACUCGUGCGGGCGGCCUGCCUCGCCCAUGUCUACCUCCUGCGACCAGCAGCUGGACUGGCUGCAAGAGCUUGGGAGCUGUUAUCUGGCAUUGGGAGCACCUGUGCGGAUGGCUUCAUGGCCGCCCUGAAGUCCUUCUAUGAUAUGGUGCUGUGCCCAAUAGGUUCUGGCCUGAAAUGGUUGGCCAAUCGUGUUGCUGACGCUGCCAGCUGGACCUUCAACAGUCUCAUGGUGCCUGCAUGGGAGGCGCUUAGCAGCUCUGCAGCUUUCGGCUACGAGCACGUGCUGCUCCCCAGCGCCAAGGUUUGCUGGCGGGCACUGCAGGCUGCAGCCCAGGCUUCAUAUACUUACGUGUUGGCACCUGCUGGCCGUGGGUUGGUUGUUGCGGCAGAAAAGCUUGGUGGAGUGCUAUCUUUUCUUGCCGAAGGCCUUUAUGCUUGGGUAGUGGUCCCUUUCGGUCAUGCAGCCUGGACUGGCUUGAAGGCAGUUUGUCAUGGCCUGGGGGCUGCUGCCCACGGCACCUAUGAGCACAUCCUUGUCCCUGCUGGAAGUGCCGUGGCCUUUGCACUGAAAGCCCUUGGCCGGUGCCUAGUUGUCAGCGCAGAGGCUCUUUACGGAUAUGUUGUUCAACCGCUGGCGAGCAACAUAUACACCUAUGCUGUAGUGCCUGUUGGCUUGGCCGUUCGUGCUACGGCUGGUGCUGUCUGGUAUGGAGCUGGCGCGGCUGCCCAAGCACUUGCUCAACUUGCGCAGGUCAGCUACAGCUAUGUUUUGCUUCCCACGGGUCAUGCCAUUCAAGCAGUGUUUGGGGCUAUUUGGUAUGCAGCCGGAGCAACGGCCGAUGUGGCUGUGAAGCUUGCGCAAGCAGGAUACGCGAACGUAAUCCUUCCAAUGCUGAAUGCCGGCAUCAAGUUGGGAGAAGCCAGCUACACGUUCGUCGUUGCACCCUGCGGCCGAGCCAUUGCAAGUGCCGCUCACGCCACCGGUCAAGUGGUCAUGGCGGUUGUGCAAGUCAGUGGCAAUGCAAUCUAUGUCUACGUGGUUUGCCCUGCUAGUCAGGCCAGUCAGAGUGCUCUGGUUGCGGGGCGACAGGCAGUGCAGCAAUGCCAUGCCACCGCAGUGAGCACGGGCCAAACUGUUCGUAUCACCAUUCAAGGUCUGGUGAGGCGCUAG